UGGUAUUUCCCCCCGAACCCGUGUACUAGGUACUUCUCUCGAUUUGGAAAACGUUUCUUCAGGGUUCCUGAUGCAACCCAAUGUGUGUGCGUCGGUAUAUUUAGUCCGUGUACGAGAGUUUUGUUUACAAAAUGGAUGAUUUCAAACCCUGCAACCUGGACUACUUCCCCGAGAACGUUUUAAUUGAUAUUUUGUCGUAUCUAGGCGUACGCGAGCUUGUCCGAGCUGGAAGGGUGUGUAAGAGAUGGAGACGUCUUGUAAAAGACCAAAGACUGUGGAGACUUGUUGAUCUCACUGCGUGGAAAGGGGUGACAUCCCGCAUACUUUGGGUUCUGCUGCGCCAGUUCCUGGGUUGUGGGCUACGGUGCCUGCGGUUGCGCGGUUUGUUGCUCUCUGCCCGAGGGGGAGUCUUCCUGUCUGAAUCAUGGCUCAAAGCUUUGUCUGCCAAGUGCCCACGUCUGCGCAAACUCUAUUUGCUGCACGCUGAUCUGCGAGGCCUUCCCAGUUGCCAGCUUCUGCCCCCAACCCUGCAAGUGCUAGAGUUACGCGGCUGUGAGCUUCCCCCUGACUUUUUCAACCAGAGCCUCCUGAGUGAACCUGCUGGUCUUGAGGAAAAUGGAGGAAAUGCAUCAAAUGUUGUUCCUCAGCAACAAGGACGGGGCUGGGCAGGAAAAGGUCUUGUCUCCCCUUCAGGGAUUGCUAUUGAGAGGUUAGUUCUCAACAAUGUGCCCUCUUUCACAGACCUGCACCUACAGAGCCUGGCAUCAUGGGAGAGGCUCAACCGUUUGGAGUUGCGUGACACCUUUCGUGUGACUGCUAGUGGCCUGAGAAGCUGUGCUGCCAGGGACACCGGUUCUGGUGUUGAGGGGCUUUCUAGGCUCAAGUUUCUGGAAAUUGGUAUCACUGGGCGACAAGGCUACCAGUUACAGAUGGCCUCCCUGGGCCUAGGUGCCGGAUGGCUUGGGCUGCAGGAGCUGAGUCUGGGUGGCAAGGAGGUGGGCCCAGGCCUGCUGUGUGCGAGCCGUCUAAAGGACCUUCAGUGUCUGUGUCUGUGGAACUGCACACUCAGUGAAAUGCAAGUCCUGCGAAGUUGUAGGGUACUCCGUGAGUUGCGCAAGCUAGAAUUUUCUGAGGUGUUUUUUCAACCUCGACAGUGUCCACCAGAGGUACAGGGGGAGGGUGCAAGUGAGGAGGAGCGGGACAAUGGGGAAGCCGAAGGUAGCAGUGGUGGUGAUGAUGAUGGCAACAAGAAACUGGAUGUGAACGACCCCAUUCCAAGCCUUCGUCGCUCACUUACCACCCUGCUGCCACGCUGCAUGCUUGUGUUCACCAACUGUUCUGUGCAAAUAAAUUCAGACUAAAUUAAGAAAUGGCUUGAGGACUGUUUUAAUAAUAUCCUAGUUGGUAAAGUAAGUAGAAAUACUCUCAUUGUUAGUAGUAUUAACAGUUGUGUAAAUGUAUUAUUUCUAUCAAAAUGUAUUGUUAUUCUGAUUCUGAAAUUGUUCUCAUUAGCUUUUUAGCACACUUUUAAACUCAGUUCUUUUGAUUUUGACUGAUGAAAGGAAAUGCUGCUGUUAGGCUGUUAUCACACAAGCUAGUUAGCUUCAAAUGCAGAGCACUGAAGUACAGAGCCACCUGUUUCCUGUUCCUCCAUUUUUCUUCAAAUUAUCCAAUCACAAAAGUUUCUGUUAAAUGCAGGUGUUAGAUUAUGAUUUUGUUGUAAAAUAAGGCAAAAAAGAUCACUGUAUAUUAACACUUAAUUUAAUCUCAUCUAAUCCUACUAUGUACUCAUGCUAUAUUGCCAUCCCACCCCAUUUUAUGUGCCUGCUUCAUUUUAGAUAUGGACCAGUUUUAAUGUAUCCAAAAGAAGAGACGAGUUCUUUUUAAAUGUCUGUUUGAAUGAAGAAACUACAUUAGGUGGUCAUCAGUGAGUUCUACAUUCUUAGUUGGUUUAAAUUUUUAAUUUUUUAUAUUGGGCUAUAAUAAUAUUGAUUUGACUUGGUUGCAAAGAAAUUGCAUGAAAGAUGUAUACUUGAAUUGUGUUGUACUUAAGCACAGUGACAUUUUUGGGACGUUUUCAAAAGCUAAUUUUCUAUUUUGAAUAAAGCAAUCCUACA
Molecule: messenger RNA, 2117 nt
Organism: Lampris incognitus (smalleye Pacific opah)
Lineage: Eukaryota; Metazoa; Chordata; Actinopteri; Lampriformes; Lampridae
Product: F-box/LRR-repeat protein 12-like
Exons: 3
Coding region: 132-1361 (409 amino acids)
Molecular function (GO): protein binding
Source: RefSeq, a predicted model, not a curated record